GACUGACAGGAUCUCUAUUUAUUUAUCCACGCCAGCAGGGGGCGGCAACGCGCCCGAAACACCGAGAAGGGUCUCUACGUCAUCAGAAAGCGCCACGUUUACACGCGACAGCGGCGCACUGUCACAUAAAUAAAGUGAUCAGUGUGUCUCCCGACAUUACAGCGACACGCACCUCUGACCGCUGAGGACCUGCUGCCGGAGAACAUCCGGGUCCCCUGUUGGAGCUCGUUCAGCCGGCGGUCCGAUGUGCCAGGUGGGCGAAGACGACCACGAGCUGCUGCAGCGCGCGGAGGUGCCCGGUGUUUCCAAGAAAUGUGUGAAAUGCAAAGAGGCGACUGCAGCCGUGGUCAUCAGAGCGGGAGAUGCGUUCUGCAGGGGCUGCUUCAAGGAAUACUUCAUCCAUAAGUUCAGAGCCAUGCUGGGAAAGAACCGAGUCCUUUUCCCUGGAGAGAAGGUGCUGCUGGCUGUAUCUGGAGGUCCUUCUUCCUGCUCAAUGCUCGCUCAAGUCCAAGAGGGGCUGAGGCAGAAUGCUCACAAGAAGUUGAGAUUCUUACCUGGCAUCGUCUUCAUUGACGAGGGCGGUGCUGUAGGUCAGUCUUUGGAGGACAGACGGAGGAUGGCGGCUGAGCUGCAGGCGGUGUUCAAAGCGACGGGGUUCCCCUUCCUCGUGGUGCCUCUGGAACAGGUUCUGGACCUGCCCAGUUCAGUUGUGGCGGCGGCCCCGGCGCCUUCGGAGCGAGCAGCCGGCGUCUACAAAAAAGCCGUGGGUCGCUUCAUUCAGAGGGACGGCGGAGGCCGCCAGGCGCCGCUGGAACGGGAAGAAACCCCUUUAGCUGAUGUGCCGGAGUGCCGCACGCUCCUCCUGCAGCAGCUGGUCGGCUCCGCUAAGACGCUGACGGCCAGAGAAGACCUGCUCAACACAUUAAGGCAGCAUCUGCUGGUGCACACGGCUCGCACCGAAGGCUACAGCAAGGUGAUGCUGGGAGACAGCUGCACCAGACUGGCUGUCAAACUGCUCACCAGUAUAUCGCUGGGCAGAGGAGCGCAGCUGGCUCAGGACACGGGUUUCUCAGACUCCAGGUAUGGGGACAUCGUACUGGUGAGGCCGAUGAGGGACUACUCGGCUAAAGAGAUCGCUUACUACAACCGCAUGUUCAGCGUGCCCUCUGUUUUCAUACCAGGCCUGGACACAAAGACGAGAGACAAGUCCAGCAUCCAGCGUCUGACCGAGAGCUUUGUCACCAAACUGCAGGCAGACUUCCCCUCCACGGUCAGCGCCAUCUACAGGACCAGCGAGAAGCUGCAGACGGCGUGUACGAGCUCCUCCUCGGCUGACCACGGUGACCGGUGUCUGCUCUGCAUGUGCGCCCUGGACACGGCUGCCGAAAACGCUUCAGCCUUCAAGGCCACGCUGAUCUCAGAGCAGCUCUCGCAGAAGAAACCUCCAGGAGCUCCCAGUGCUGCGGUCCCAGAACCAGGUACAGCAGAAGAGACCUCCUCCAGCUCGGCUCACCUAGAGUACCGUCAACGGUUCCCUUGGUUCUUGGUCAGUAAGGUCGGUGUCCUGUGUUUCCAUUGCAGCUCCAUUGGAGCCAGAAUCGGCUGCUGCUACUGGACAGUGCUGCUCCUCUGGUGGAGGAGAGGAUUGUGGGAAAGCAGCCGGUGGUGGUGGCUGCUGCUCAUCUGCCAGGGAGCCAGAGAGCAGCGACCUGAGGAGGCUGCUGUGUUACAGCUGCCAGCUGACCAUCAGAGACAUGUCGUCGGUGGACCGUCUCCCAGUCUACAUCCUGUCUGAGGCCCAGAGGAGGCUGAGGAGGUCUCAGAUGAGAGAGCAGAUUGGGGAGUUCCUGCUGGAUCAAGGUGACGAAGGCGAUCAGAGGAUGACGUGAAGCGUCCACUCUGACUGCACUCUGCUCAAUGGGGGAGGAGCUGUGAAAUAUCAAUGUUACAAAUAUAUUGAUCUAUAUGUCUUGAGAGCUGUUUGGUUUUGUCCCAUUUCAAAUAUAUACACUCAAACCCAGCACACAUACUAUUGGUUUACAAACGGAACAUAAUAAAAUGUCUAUUUUUACUGCUUCUCCA
This is a messenger RNA of Cyclopterus lumpus (lumpfish), 2082 nucleotides long. RefSeq names its product cytosolic thiouridylase subunit 2 homolog (S. pombe) (gene ctu2). The record is from RefSeq and is a predicted model, not a curated record. NCBI's taxonomy places the organism in Eukaryota, Metazoa, Chordata, Actinopteri, Perciformes, Cyclopteridae. Bases 245 to 1795 code for a protein of 516 amino acids. Gene Ontology annotation, molecular function: tRNA binding; sulfurtransferase activity. Gene Ontology annotation, biological process: tRNA wobble position uridine thiolation. Gene Ontology annotation, cellular component: cytosol. The transcript is spliced from 16 exons.